AUGCAGCAAGUGCCAUGCAAAUUUGCAUGUUUGUUCAGGAUCACCAAAGCAAGAGGAGUUACAUUUCAACAAUUAAGCUUCCUCAAACGAAUGUAUGUAGCACAGAAUAACAAAAUGCUCUGCCAGCAAUCAAAAUUGAAGCCCAAAUCGGCUGCAUCUCCUUUCACUGAAGGAGAGCACUUGGCCCCGGAAAAAAUGGUUAUCCAUGAAGUGAGGUCUGUGUCACCUCUUCUGCCUCCUUCCUCUGAGAAACUGGAGAUAAAUGAAGGCCUAGAGUCGACUACAGUCACUAACAACUUAGAAACUGUAACGGAAACUUCAUCAAAGAAAGAGAAACAGUGGAAAGAGAUGAAACCAAGCCUGGAUGAAUUACCAGGAAUUUUGGCCCGUCUAUCCAAAAUCAAACUUACAGCCUUGGUUGUAAGUACUGCCUCAGCUGGAUUUGCAAUGGCACCCGUGCCGUUUGACCUAACGUGUUUCCUGCUUGCCUCCCUUGGAACGGGUCUCGCAUCGUGCGCUGCUAAUUCCAUCAACCAGUUCUUUGAGGUUCCAUUUGACUCGAACAUGAACAGGACAAAAAACAGGCCCCUGGUGCGAGGACAGAUCAGCCCUCUGCUCGCGGUAUCCUUCGCUGUCUCCUGUGCAGUUCCAGGACUUGCCCUGCUGACGUUCGGUGUGAAUCCCCUCACCGGGGCCCUGGGGGCCUUCAACGUUGUCCUGUACACGUGCUGUUACACACCGCUCAAAAGAAUCAGCAUCGUCAACACAUGGGUGGGAGCCGUCGUUGGUGCCAUUCCCCCCGUCAUGGGCUGGACAGCAGCAACAGGCAGUCUGGAUGCAGGAGCAUUGUUACUGGGAGGGAUCCUCUACUCGUGGCAGUUCCCUCAUUUCAAUGCCCUGAGUUGGGGCCUUCGCGAGGAUUACUCCAGAGGUGGCUACUGCAUGAUGUCUGUCACUCACCCGGCAAUGUGCAGGCGGGUGGCUCUGCGGCACUGCUUGGCCUUAAUUGGACUUUCCUCGCUGGCUCCCGUCCUUGACAUCACCACGUGGACUUUCCCCAUCAUUUCUCUUCCCAUCAACCUGUACAUUUCCUACCUCGGCUUUCGUUUCUACAAGGAUGCCGACCGCAGCAGCUCCAGGAAGUUGUUUUUCUGCAGCCUCUGGCACCUACCACUCCUCCUCUUGCUGAUGCUGACGAGCAAGAAAUCUUGGUAUGAGAAGGACGACAAAAAGGAGACUGUGAACUGA
This is a messenger RNA of Euleptes europaea (tarantolino), 1248 nucleotides long. Its product is annotated as protoheme IX farnesyltransferase, mitochondrial. The record is from RefSeq and is a predicted model, not a curated record. Gene Ontology annotation, biological process: heme biosynthetic process. Gene Ontology annotation, molecular function: protoheme IX farnesyltransferase activity. The transcript is spliced from 6 exons. Lineage: Eukaryota; Metazoa; Chordata; Lepidosauria; Squamata; Sphaerodactylidae. Bases 1 to 1248 code for a protein of 415 amino acids. Gene Ontology annotation, cellular component: mitochondrion; mitochondrial membrane.